UUACGGUGUUUCGUUCAUUUAUGUACGUUUUGGGAAGGAAUACAAUGGCGGUCCAGCAUACCCCCUAGUAUUAUUAGGGAACUCUAGUAUUAUUAGGGCGUAUUAUCAAAAACCACGAAGACAAAACACAAAAAAUUUAACAAGCGUGGAAAAGUUUUCAAAAGUUUUUCGAAUUUUUUUUGAAAGUUGUUGUUUUAAAAGAAAAAUUUACGAAAAGGAUGCUGAUGCAUCUGUUCUUGAAUGUUCAAACGAUCAUUAGUUAUUUUAACGUAAUGUAAUUUAUCUCUCAUUUCGAUUUUGUGCGAUCCUCUAUCAAGAAGUUGGCUAGUGAUCUCAAUUCUUCGAAGGAAAUUGCAAUGAGUAAGACUGAAGUUGAUGUUGUCGGUUUCACCGACACUGAACCGAACGGUUCUUCGGUGGAGAAAAACAAGAAACAGAAAUCCGGCGGAUUUCAAAGCAUGGGUUUAAGUUUCCCUGUAAUCAAAGGUGUUUUAAAAAGAGGAUACAAAGUGCCUACACCAAUUCAGAGAAAAAGUAUUCCUGUUGCAUUGGAAGGUCGCGACAUAGUGGCUAUGGCCCGCACUGGAAGUGGAAAAACAGCUUGUUUCCUUCUACCUAUGUUUGAGAAACUCAAAGAACAUUCAAGUUCUGGAGCUCGCGCGUUGAUAAUGUCGCCGACGCGUGAAUUAGCUUUACAAACGUUGAAAUUCAUCAAGGAAAUUGGACGGUUUUGUACCUUACGUGCAGUGCCCAUUCUUGGAGGUGAUCCUAUGGAAGCGCAAUUUUCUUCAAUUCAUGGCAAUCCCGAUAUAAUUGUUGCUACUCCUGGAAGAUUUCUUCAUAUUUGUGUCGAAAUGCAGUUGAAAUUGAAUAGUAUAGAAUACGUCGUGUUUGACGAAGCCGAUAGAUUAUUCGAAAUGGGAUUCAGUGAACAGUUAACUGAAAUUCUUCAUCGUUUACCGGAAACGCGUCAAACAGUGUUAUUUUCUGCCACUUUACCUAAAGUACUGGUGCAAUUCGCUAAAGCUGGCUUGAAUGAUCCAGUAUUGAUUCGAUUGGAUGUUGAAACUAAAAUUCCUGAUACGUUAGAACUGAGUUUUUAUCACUGUCGUCCUGAAGAACGCGAAGCUGCUUUAUUAUGUUUAUUGAAACAUAUUCUUGAUUCUGAAGGCCUGACUGUUGUAUUUGCAGCUACCAAACACCACGUAGAAUUUUUACAUAUGAUGCUCGAACAUGCCGGAAUAUCCAGUACUUACAUCUAUUCUGAUCUUGAUCCAUCGGCUAGGAAAAUAAACACUGCGAAAUUUCAAAGCGGAAAAGUCAAAGUCUUAAUUGUAACUGAUGUCGCUGCGAGAGGAAUUGAUAUUCCACAGCUGGAUUAUGUCAUAAAUUAUAAUUUCCCAGCUAAACCAAAAUUAUUCGUUCAUCGCGUUGGUCGAUGUGCUCGUGCUGGUAGAAAAGGACAUGCUUUUAAUUUAGUUACGACGGACGAGAUAUGUUACUUGCUAGAUUUACAUUUGUUUUUGGGACGUCCUUUGAAUAUGGUUACCGCCGAUAGCAAACAAAACAGUUCGAGUGAUGCUUGCUUUGGAAAAAUCCCCCAGUUCUUAUUGGAAGAAGAAUUAGCUGCUCUGAUGAAUUGGAGUGAUAUAGCUGCUGAUGUGCAAUCGAUGAAAAAAGUGUGUAAUAAUGGUUACAAAAGUUACAUUCGAUCUCGUCCUGGUGCGUCUAAAGAUAGCGUUCGAAGAGCUAAAUCUAUCAACGUGGAAGAGUUACAAGUUCAUCCUGUUUUUGCGGAAAAAUAUGGCACAGAAACCGAUCGCUUGAAGUUCAUCAAUAAAAUGAGAGAUUAUAAACCUCAAACUACCAUCUUUGAAUUAGGACAGUCAUCUAAUUCUAUCAUGUCACUAUCGACGAGACUGUUCCGUAAGAUUAAUAAGGAGAAUAUGGUUAAUUUUCAUCGGAAGAAAAAAGAGCAAAAAGAAAAAGAAAUUGUAACGGAUGCUAAAGAAAGAUCUUCCAGCACGCUGGAAAGCAGCAACGCCAAUGAUAUCGAGGAUGUUUUCCAAGAAGUAAUCACUUCAAAAAGAAAGCGAAAAUUGAAUAAAGAUGCUAACCCUACGGCAGCGAAGAAAAAGGCAAUAAUUGAUUUAGAUCAUUACGUGCCAUACAAGCCGUCCGAUGAUACAACGGAGAAAGGAUUAGCCGUAAAUGAGAUGCAUUCAAAAUCCAACGAUGCCGUUCUGGAUCUAACUGGUGAUACUACUGAUAUGAUGAGAUCACAGAAAAAAGUGAACAGAAAAUGGGAUCCAACUAAAAAAAAAUACGUUGCUAGUAAUAAUAAAGAAAAAAUGAUUAAAUCCGAGUCUGGACAGUGGAUUCCAGUGUCAUAUAAAAGCGAUAAGUACGCUAAAUGGCAAGAAAAGAGUAAAGUGAAAAAUGCUGAAAAUAGUGACGAUGAAGAAGAAGCUGUCAAACCUUUACCAGGAAUGUCUAUGCGUCUUGAUACCCGUUGGGGUAAACAUAAUAUGAAGCUUUAUGAGAAACAACAAAAACGACUAAUCAACAUUGAUACCGCUCAUAUUCUGAAGAUGAGAAAAAUCAAAGAAAAACGACGACAAAGAAACGGCAGAAAACCUAGUAAUAAAACUAAAGUGAAGAAAAAGAGUGCUAAGUUUAAUAAAAUCUAAUAAAAAUGACAAUUUUUAA
Molecule: messenger RNA, 2709 nt
Organism: Planococcus citri (citrus mealybug)
Lineage: Eukaryota; Metazoa; Arthropoda; Insecta; Hemiptera; Pseudococcidae
Product: ATP-dependent RNA helicase DDX54
Exons: 13
Coding region: 357-2690 (777 amino acids)
Cellular component (GO): nucleus
Molecular function (GO): RNA helicase activity; RNA binding; ATP binding
Source: RefSeq, a predicted model, not a curated record